Molecule: messenger RNA, 1023 nt
Organism: Diaporthe batatas
Lineage: Eukaryota; Fungi; Ascomycota; Sordariomycetes; Diaporthales; Diaporthaceae
Exons: 2
Coding region: 1-1023 (340 amino acids)
Biological process (GO): regulation of transcription by RNA polymerase II
Cellular component (GO): mediator complex; core mediator complex
Molecular function (GO): transcription coregulator activity
Source: RefSeq, a predicted model, not a curated record
AUGGACAAGAUCGUUGACGUUCGCUUCGAGCGGGUCGAGAAGGCUCUUGCGACGCUCGUCGAGUCCAUCACAAAAUACAAUCCCCAGGCUUCGCAGGCUCUCGAGCUUGCAAAUGCCGAUAGUGAAUUGGGCAGCGGGCUGAAGCAGUUGGAAUCCCACCAGAACAACUACCGCCGGCUGGAAUCACUCAAGGCGUCUUCCUCUGCUCUCGACGCUCAGAUCCGCGACACCAUACGCACCCUGUGGAACACGCGCAAGGACAUCACAAGCACCAGCACAACGGCCGCGCCCGACGGCCCGCAGUACGAUGUCAACUACGAGGAGCUGCUCAGCUACGCGCGCAGGAUCAGCAAGAUGACGCUGCCCCCCGCGAGCAUACUGUCCCGCCUCGAAGCCGCCAACGCCGAGAGCGGGCCAUCCACCGGUGAAGCUGUCAACACCCCAAACACCACGGCAGCCCCAACGCCCGUCGCGGGCGCCUCAACGCCGAACCCCAACGUCACGUCGAACGGUGCCCCCACGCCAGCGGCCCAGUCGCAGUCCCAGGGCCAGCAGGGCACCCAGACCACAGCCAACUCGGGCGCCACGGCGCUGCCCGAGGAGUGGACGCAGUUCCUCGACCCACUCACGGGCCAUGUGUUCCUCCCCUGGGCGACAGAGGACAAGAUACGCGUGGGCGCGCUCGCGUCGAUUCAGAACCUCGUCGAGGAGGGCAUCGACCCCCGCGGCUACGAUCCGGCGGAGGAGGAGGCCCGGCGGCAGAGGGAAGAACAGGAGCGCCGAGAGCAGGAGGAAAGAGAGGCAGUGGAGCGGGAGGAGAAUCUGCGGAAGAUGAGGGAGGAGCAGGCGCGCGUCGCACGGGAGAGGCAGCGGGAGAGGGAGCGCCUGCAGGAAGAGGCGCUGCGGAGGGGGAGCACUGGUGCUGGGGGGCCGUCGCCUGGCGGUGCGGCUGCUUCGAACGAGCCGCAGAAGAAGCAGUUCCAGUUCAUGGGUGGUGAUCUCGAUGACGACGAUGAUGACUGA